Messenger RNA from Prunus armeniaca (apricot), 693 nucleotides. The record is from the annotation of a GenBank genome assembly. NCBI's taxonomy places the organism in Eukaryota, Viridiplantae, Streptophyta, Magnoliopsida, Rosales, Rosaceae.
AUGCGACAAGGAAAGGCUGGAAGCGAUGUCUUCACUGAGAAAGGGUUUAAAAAUUGGAGGAAGGGACCUGAGAAUUUUAGGGACCAUGUUGGACAAGUUGGAAGUCUUCACAAUAAAGCUACACAACAUUGUACAUAUUUAAUGAAUCAGAAGCAACACGUUGAAACCAUUGUGAUCAAGCAGACAUACCAAGCCUGUAGUAAUUAUCGCAUUCUAUUAACUGCCAUACUUGAUUGCACUAGAUAUUUAUUGCAACAAGGUCUUCCUUUUCGUGGUCAUGAUGAAAGCGAAACAUCUAGUAAUAAGAGUAAUUAUGUGGAGCUUUUGCAAUUUCUUGCCGAUCAUGAUGAGAAAGUUCAUGCGGUUGUGUUUGAGAACACUCCAAGGAAUCUCAAGUAUAUUGCUCCUAAAAUUCAAAAAGAACUUGUCAGUUCUUGUGCCGCUGAAACCAUUGAUGCAAUUAUUAGUGAUAUGGGUGAUGCAUUCUUUUCUAUAUUGGUAGAUGAAUCACGUGAUAUUUCAAUAAGAAAACAAAUGGCGGUGGUGUUACGUUAUGUGAACAAAAAAGGGCAAGUAAUUGAAAGGUUUGUGGGUGUCCAAUAUGUCUCUAAUACUACUAGUAGCAAAUUGAAAGAGGCAAUUGAGCAGUUGAUUUCUUCAACAAAUUUGAGCAUGUCCAGGCUACGAGGAUAG